CGCAAAACAUAUUUCAAGUUUGAAAAUUUAUUUUCGUAUGGUACAAAACAAUUUAUUUGACGAAGAUUUGAUUGUUAUUUGAUAAUUAAUAUGGGUGAAUAUACUCCGGUAACACAUGUUCUUUUUGACAUGGAUGGACUUAUACUUAAUACUGAGGAUUUAUACACAGUCGCGUUUCAGAAUAUUGUGUCAAAGUUUGGUAAAAAUUACAGCUACGAAUUGAAAAUAAGCCUGAUGGGUUCAAAAAUGUACGAAACUGCUGAUAUGAUAAUUAAAGGAUUAGAUUUGCCAAUGACUCGGGAUGAAUUUAUAGAAGCAAGUAAAAAGGAAUUUGCUGAUUUGUUUCCGGAUACUGAGGUUUUACCAGGUGUAAGAAGGUUAAUUGAGCAUUUACAUAACAACAAUAUCCCAAUUGGAUUGGCAACAAGUUCGAGUAUAGAAAGCUAUGAACUGAAAACCAACAAGCGACACCAGCAACUGUUCUCACUGUUUCCCUACAAAACAUUUGGCUCAUCAGAUCCAGAAGUUAAGAAAGGCAAACCAUUUCCAGACAUCUUUCUUGUAGCAGCAUCAAGGUUCCCUGAUAAGCCGGCUCCAGAGCAGUGCUUAGUCUUUGAGGAUGCUAUUAAUGGUGUCAAGGCAGCCCGAGCAGCUGGGAUGCAAGUAGUUAUGGUGCCAGAUGUCAAACUUGACAGAAGUUAUACCAAAGAAGCCACCCUUGUAUUAAACAGCAUGGAAGAAUUCAAGCCUGAAUUCUUUGGCUUACCACCUUUUACCAAUUAAUGUUUUAGAUCUAAAUUUAGGAAAAUUAAAAAAAUAUAUAUUUGUAAUACAAGAGUGUGUUGUAGGCCUUAGGCUGUUAUGUAAUUAUAGAUAGCUACAACAUAAUGAUUCAGUAAUAUAAGUGAUCUAUCAUGGUAGGCUUA
This is a messenger RNA of Cydia amplana, 926 nucleotides long. Its product is annotated as pseudouridine-5'-phosphatase-like. The transcript has 4 exons. The record is from RefSeq and is a predicted model, not a curated record. Lineage: Eukaryota; Metazoa; Arthropoda; Insecta; Lepidoptera; Tortricidae. Gene Ontology annotation, molecular function: phosphatase activity. The coding region runs from base 91 to 783 and encodes 230 amino acids.